UAAAGGCACACGUGCAGCCAUCAACCACAUGGCAAAAUGCACGCCACGCCGCCCACGCCCUCUCUCUACCUGUCUACGUCCGCAUGGCGGCGUCUGUGGUGACAGUGUGUUCGAUGACGGCCGACUGGCUGUGUGGGAUGCACUGGUAGUAAGCCGUGGUCGUGUCACUGUCGAAGGCCACCACGUUGACAAAGGGGAUCCGCUCCUUCAGAAUGCUCUUCAUCACCUCUUGAGCUGGCACACAUGACACACAGCCAUGACACAUCCAUGAGUCCGUUGCCUAAAUGACCACCUUGCUUGAUGUGUGCACUCACCUACGAGCCCGCCAACCACUGCGGCCACGCUGAUGAGAGGAAUGCCAAACGCACGAUACACACGCCUGACAGACAACGGGAAACAAGGCACACACACCACACACAUCCGGGUGAUCAAAUCACGGGCAUCCAUCUCUCGUCCCGCGACACUGCAUUUGCUCACCGCAGGAGGUCAUCGUCAACGUCCUUGCCACCCUCCUGCACUCACACACAGAAAGAACCGACGGACGCAGUCCAGUGAUCGACCAAGCUACGGGGCCUCACCUCCCGCAGCGUCUCUUUCGCAAAGGCCACGAAAUUGUCACACUCGGCGACCCUUGUCGACGCGUUGCCAAUCUCGCCUCGCUGCAUGAACACCACAGAGGGCAACCAGAAGGUGGGUGAACAGAUCUUUUGAAAGUGCGUCUGUUAGUCGAACUAGGCAUCCCACGGACCUCUCUGUUGUGUGUGCCGUGGGUGGCUUGCCAACGCGCCAGGACUAGACACACCACGCAAGCAGCACAUGCAUAGGAUGGAACUCAAAGGGCGGACAUACGCAGAUAGGCGGGGAAGAGGGACGAGCUUCGACGCUUCAGCGAGCCCUGACGACACACAGAGAGAAGAGGAGAGAGGCAGGGAGUCCACUCACUACGCUGAGGGUUCGGACCUGACACAUGUGCUACCGACGUACUACCGACGUACCAGUUUGCACUUGAUGGUGUGGGCAAUGGGUGGGAAGUUGGCUGUGGCCGUGUUGGUCUUGUCGGUCUUCUUGGGUUUCUCUGACUCGUCGAAGGUCGUCACCUUCUCACUGCAUCAAGUACACACACGCGCAAGGGUGCGCUCCGCUCUCUAAUGGAUGUUUGUUGCGUGUGGCGGUGCGUGUGUACAUGAAGAGGGUCUUGAGAUCGAACACGAAGAAGGCCAGCUUGCCGCAGCACAGCGUGGCAAAGAAACCCUGACACAAGGCAAGGACACGCACCAUCAAUGGUCUCUGCCUCGACUGGCCGUGUAGUGUAUGCACCUUGUCGAACUGCCGACAUGCCUCAUCUAGCGGCACCUGACCACCCAAUGACAGAGAGAGCGAAUCGAUGGUAGCGGCGGAUUGUCGACCAGUGAGUGAGGCUGACUGACCAGCGCCUGCAGUGCAACCAGCUCGUUGGCGACACACACGAUGGUGUAGGGCUCGAGGAACUUCUGCCAGUCGACCGCCGGCCCGUCCUCAAACAGACACCACGGAGAAUCAUCGCAGCCUGCACCUGCACGCAAAUAAGCCGGCGGAAUGCGAUGGAUACGCGUGUGUGUAGCGAGUGCGUGCGUACCUCGAUAGAGGGCCACGGUGCUCAGCGGGUUGAGCUCCUGCAGCCGCGGCUGCGAUGCCACGUCCAACUGUCAGUCAGAGUACCCGAUAGUGAGCGCUUCGUCCAUCUUGACCACAUGCACGUGGUGCCCACCUACCCUUUUCUGCUGGUUGAUGUCGUCUUGGCGCAGGAAGUAAUUGUAGCCCAGGUCUUCUUCCUGAGCGGCACGGUUGUCCCACAGAGUCACCUUGACGCCUAAAUGCGGCACACGGCAGCAGGCAGCCAGGCAGGCAGGCAGGCAGGCAGGCAAGCACUUAAUCGGGUAUGUGUCGUCACGUGCAAUCUGGUCAGUGCGGGUGGUACCUGCGAGUAUGAGGUUCUUGCAUGCUUCGAGAUUGACGGCCGUCAAGCCUAUCACCAACAGAUGGGACUCCUUGAUCCUUAUAUAGACAACACAAACACAGCAGAGCACCGACAGACUGUUAACUGAGUGCCAAUCGUGCGGAUGAGUGAAGUGGCACCUCUGCUGGCCUCCAACACCCCAUAACCGGAGCUGUCGGUCGUAGAUCUUGGUCUCGUGCUCCGACAACGCCAUUCCGGAUGCGUGGAGCGACGAAGAGUUAUCCAACUUGCUUUUUUCCGCUUGGUAUCGAGGAUGUGCUGAAGCAGCUUCCUCAGAGCCGCUGGGGAGGAGGGAACAGGCCAGUUUCGUCGAGAGGAAGGCGAUCGAC
Messenger RNA from Vitrella brassicaformis, 2325 nucleotides. The record is from the annotation of a GenBank genome assembly. NCBI's taxonomy places the organism in Eukaryota, Vitrellaceae.